This is a messenger RNA of Helobdella robusta, 666 nucleotides long. RefSeq lists its product as hypothetical. The record is from RefSeq and is a predicted model, not a curated record. NCBI's taxonomy places the organism in Eukaryota, Metazoa, Annelida, Clitellata, Rhynchobdellida, Glossiphoniidae. The transcript has 6 exons. Gene Ontology annotation, biological process: glutathione metabolic process. Gene Ontology annotation, molecular function: glutathione transferase activity. The coding region runs from base 1 to 666 and encodes 221 amino acids.
AUGGCGUCUGCAAAGUUGUUCUAUUUUGAUGGACGUGGUCGGGCCGAACUCAUCAGAAUGGUUUUGACUGCUUGCGGAGUCAAGUACAGUGAAACUUGCAUGUCAUCCAAAGAGCAGUUCCUGGAAUUAAGACCAAGUCUUCUAUUUGGACAACUUCCAUUGUUGGAGAUUGACAAUGUGAAGAUAGUUCAGACAAAUGCCAUUGUAAGACAUCUUGCUAGAACUCACAAAUUAGAUGGCAAGGAUGAAAAAGAGAAAACCUUGAUUGAUCAAUAUUAUGAAGGUUCGAGGGAUUUUUUGGCAUCGUUUAUGGGAGCCGGUUUCAUGGUGGCACUUGAAAAAGUUGCAGAACAUGCCAAGCCUGCAUUGUUGAACAGUGAUUGCAAUUUUAAAAUAACUUAUUGCAAGGUUUUGAAAGAGAAUGGUUCAAGCGGUUACUUGGUCGGCAGUACAAUGACCCUUGCAGAUCUCAGUUUGCUGGAAGUUGUGUUGAUGGCUGGGGAUUAUUAUGGAGAGGCUGCGUUUGAUAGCUAUCCCGAGUUAAAAAAAUUCAAAGAGACCCAGUCCAAAUUGAACUUCUACAAUGACUACUUUCAUAACAUUAGAAAGCCCAUGAAUUCUCAUGAAUAUGUCACCAAAGUUAAAGAAGUACUUAGCAUGAAGUGA